Messenger RNA from Scatophagus argus, 840 nucleotides. It is a transcript of the gene tmem18, whose product is annotated as transmembrane protein 18. The transcript has 5 exons. Gene Ontology annotation, cellular component: nuclear membrane. Lineage: Eukaryota; Metazoa; Chordata; Actinopteri; Scatophagidae. The record is from RefSeq and is a predicted model, not a curated record. The coding region runs from base 87 to 551 and encodes 154 amino acids.
CGUCUUUGCCAGUCGCCUCUGUGACGCAAUUCUACUGCGACAGAAGUUUUCCUUCGUAGUACUUGUUUACAUUAGACACCUUCUUUAUGGAGAUGACGGACCAGAAAGCCAAGAAUAUUAGCUCUAUCCCCAUCGAUGGGUUCAGCAAUUUAAGAAUUACAUCCAUAUGGACGUUUCUCAUGUCCGUGCAGUGGUCGGAGCCUUGGCUCAUCGGGUUGUUGGUGUUUCAUGUUGUGUGUUUGUGCCUGACUGUGGUGACCUGUAGGUAUUACAGAGCUCAGAUAUGUCACUUCCUGCUAAUGGUUUGCCUGGUGUAUAGUGCUGAAUAUCUAAAUGAGCUGGCAGCCAUGAACUGGAGGUCUUUUUCCAAUUUCCAGUACUUUGAUUCCAAGGGCAUGUUUAUAUCUUUAGUCUACUCUAUCCCUCUUCUCCUGAACACAGUCUUGAUUGUGAUGGUGUGGGUGUACAGGACUUUUUCCACUAUGACUGAGCUGAAGACACUUCAGCUCAAGCGAAAAGCACGCAGAGAAAAGAGAGAGAAGAAUGACUGAUCCCUCUUAUUAGGUCCAAAAAUGAGAUUUGUUUGCAGGCAUUAAUAAUGAAUGUCUCUGCUGUGCUAAUCCUGAAUUUUGGAGAAGGAAUGCAGCAUCUUGUGACUGUAAAAUGAUUAUGCAUUGUUGGGGUUUUGUUUUGGUAACAGCUGUUGACAGAUGCUGUUGAAUGUGCUGUGCACCAUGAGAUUUAAAAGGACCAAAGGACAAUUGGACAGUUGCUUUUUAUAUUUAUUGUUGUUUUAAGGUGUGUUAAAAACAAAAAUAAAGUGUUUUUGAAUGACUUAAA